This is a messenger RNA of Sorex araneus (European shrew), 1948 nucleotides long. It is a transcript of the gene NSMCE3, whose product is annotated as NSE3 homolog, SMC5-SMC6 complex component. Gene Ontology annotation, biological process: negative regulation of transcription by RNA polymerase II. The transcript has a single exon. The record is from RefSeq and is a predicted model, not a curated record. Lineage: Eukaryota; Metazoa; Chordata; Mammalia; Eulipotyphla; Soricidae. The coding region runs from base 84 to 1016 and encodes 310 amino acids. Gene Ontology annotation, cellular component: nucleus.
CGUCCCGCCGUCCCGCCGCCGCGCCGCCCGUUAAGGGCCGCGUCUGCCGCUCGCCCGGCCCCGCGAGCAGCGCCGGCGCCGCCAUGUCGCAGAAGCCGAGGCCCCGCGGCCGCCCGAGCGACCGGGAGCGGAGCUGGGCCCGCGGCGCCGGCGACCAGGAGUCCCCCAGCACGUCCCGCGGCGCGGCGGCGGCGCUGCAGGCCGCCCGGCGCCCCGAGGGCUCCCCGUCGCUCGGGCCGCGCAGCCCGAAGCAGCUGGAGCUGAAGGUGGCCGAGCUGGUGCAGUUCCUGCUCGUCAAGGACCAGCGGAAGAUCCCCAUCCGGCGCGCCGACAUCCUCAAGCACGUCGUGGGCGACUACAAGGACAUCUUCGGCGAGCUGCUGCGGCAGGCGGCCGAGCGGCUGCACGACGUGUUCGGCUACAGGCUGGUGGAGCUGGAGCCGCGCAGCAACACCUACAUCCUGGUCAACACGCUGGAGCCCGUGGAGGAGGACGCCGAGGUGCGCGGCGACCAGGGCACGCCCACCGCCGGCCUGCUCAUGAUCGUGCUGGGCCUCAUCUUCAUGAAGGGCAACUCCAUCAAGGAGACGGAGGUGUGGGACUUCCUGCGGCGCCUGGGCGUCCACCCCACCAAGAAGCACCUCAUCUUCGGCGACCCCAAGAAGCUCAUCACGGAGGACUUCGUGCGCCAGCGGUACCUGGAGUACCGGCGCAUCCCGCACACCGACCCGGUGGACUACGAGCUGCAGUGGGGCCCGCGCACGCUCCUGGAGACCAGCAAGAUGAAGGUGCUCAAGUUCGUGGCCAAGGUGCACAACCAGGACCCCAAGGACUGGCCGGCGCAGUACUGCGAGGCCCUCGCCGACGAGGAGGCGCGCUCCCGGCCCCAGCCCAGCGGCCCGGCGCCCCCAGCCACCGCCUCCGCCUCCUCGUCCGCCUCCUCCUCCGCUUCCUCCUCUGCCUCCAGCUCCACCAUCACCAACUUUGCCUCCUUCUUGGCGAAUGCCAAGAGCUAGACCGCAGGGAGCCUUCUUGGGCUCGAGGGGGUCCCAGAGGCGAGGAGCUGUGGGUAGGAGACUUACGGGGCCUUGGGAUGGGCUUUUAUAGACUUGUUGUUUUCGUAUAAGUUAUUGGGUCCCAGAGUUCCGUUUAUCAGAACAGUAGAGAGGGAAUUUACUCGCUUUGGUUGUGCUCUCUACUUUGGGGGAGGAGUUUGGUUCGUUUCUUUUGCUAGCUGUAGUUGGAAAACUUGUCUAUAAACCAGGCUGCGGGGCAGAUGUUUCCAGAGGCUAGCCUGAAAUUGCUUUGGUGCCAAGAAUUAUCUGUGGCCUUUUAACAAUCCCAGUUUAUAAAAGAAAUAAAAUCAUUUUUAUAUUAAAAAGAACAUAAUAAGCCUGUUACCAUUUUAUUAACCUCAACAGCCACUUUAUAUUGUAUUGAUGGUGCAUAAAAGUGUGAUUCUUCGUUUUGAACCAUAUGUGUAGAUAGUAAUUUUUCCAAAUAACUUUUCACAUUUGUAUUAGAUUUGUAGCUGAAGUGUUACUUGGUAUUAAGUAUUACUAGGUAUAUUAAUACUAGUAUUUAGUGUUACCGGGGUAGAUACACGUUGUUUUAUGUAUAUGUAUUGGAUCACUUUGUAAAAUAAAUUUUAUUCUGGGACCAGAGAGAUAGUACAACAGAUAGUAUGAUGCUUGCCUUGCAGAUGGCCAACCCGAGUUUGAUCCUUGACACCGCCAUAGGGUUCCCUGAGCCCCGCCAGGAGUGAUCCCUAAGCACAGCUAAUGUGGCCCAAAAACAAAUGUUUGUUUGCGGAUCACAAAAAGCAGAUAAAGCCUUCAGACUGCUUGGGUUCAGAUCCCAGCUCUACCAGUUAGUGAUACUUGAAUGUAGGCUUGUUUAAAGAUGUUUCCUGGCCCGUGAAAUGUGACAAGGAAGGACUUCUGGGGCA